CGUGGGUAUUUCCUCAUAAUUUCCAUUAACUUUCUAGCUUAGCAUAUACUUAUAUACUCACAUUUCAUCUGUUUACUUCACCACUCAUUCAUUCAAUCUAAACAAGUUUCUCAUCUUUUCAACUUUUUCUUUUCUCAAAAAAUGGCAGAGGCCUUACUAGGAGUAGCAUUUAAGAAUUUGAUGGCUCUGCUUCAAAAUGAAUUUUCUAUCACUUCCCAAAUCAAGUCAAAGGCUGAAAAGCUAUCAGCCACCUUGGAUCUGAUCAAGGCUGUACUUGAAGAUGCUGAGCGGAAACAAGUCACAGACAGGUCUAUCAAAGUAUGGCUGCAACAACUCAAAGAUGCUAUAUACAUGCUCGAUGAUAUUCUUGACGAGUAUUCUAUUAAAUCCAAUCAACUUAGGGGAGUCUCAUCUUUCAAGCCAAAAAACAUCAUGUUUCGCCAUGUCUUUGGCAACAGGUUGAAAAAUAUUACAGAGAGAUUUGAUAAAAUUGCUGAAACAAAAAACAAGUUUCUUCUAAGAGAGGGUCUUACUAUUAGGGAAAGCUCAAUUGAAGUACCUGAAUGGCGCCAAACCAGCUCUUUUAUUUCUGAACCUAAAGUUUUUGGACGAGAAGGUGAUAAAGAGAAGAUUGUUGAGUUUCUUCUCACCCAAGCGAGGGACUCUGGCUCUCUUUCCAUCUAUCCAAUUGUUGGCUUAGGCGGCGUUGGAAAAACAACUCUUGCUCAAUUGGUCUACAAUGAUGUUAGGGUGAGUAACAAUUUUAAUACAAAAAUUUGGGUUUGCGUUUCUGAGGCAUUUUCGGUCAAGAGGAUUCUAUGUUCCAUUAUAGAAUCUAUCACAUCUAGGAAGUGUGAUUCCUUACAUUUAGAUGGAAUACAAAUAAAGGUGCAAAGAUUGUUGCAAGAUAAAAGAUAUUUUCUAGUUUUAGACGAUGUAUGGAACAAAAAUCAUGAGCUAGAAUCUGGAUUAAGCCAACAGAAAUGGAAUAAGUUGAAAUCCGUGCUGUUGUGUGGAUCUAGAGGCUCUUCCAUUUUAGUUUCCACUCGAGAUGAGGAUGUUGCAGAAAUCAUGAGAACAUGCCAAACCUAUCACUUGUCUGGGCUCCCAGAAAAUGAAUGUUGGUUGCUAUUCAAACAAUAUGCAUUUGGACAUGACAGAGAAGAACGCGCAGAACUUGUGGCAAUAGGUAAGGAAAUAGUAAAGAAAUGCGGUGGAUUGCCUCUUGCGGCACAAGCAUUGGGAGGUCUGAUGCGAUCAAGGAGUGGAGAAAAAGAAUGGCUUGAAGUUAAAGACAGCAGAAUUUGGGGUUUAACACAUGAGGAUUCAAUCUUGCCUGCCUUGAGAUUGAGCUACUUUCAUUUAACUCCGACCUUAAAGCAGUGCUUUUCUUUUUGUGCAAUAUUUCCCAAAGAUAGAAUAAUCAUGAAAGAAGAACUGAUUCAUCUUUGGUUGGCUAAUGGAUUUAUUUCGUCUAGAGAAAAUUUGGAGGUCGAAGAUGUUGGAAGCAUGAUUUGGAAUGAAUUGUGCCAAAAAUCAUUCUUUCAAGACAUCAAGAUUGAUGAAUAUUCUGGAGACAUUUCUUUUAAGAUGCAUGAUCUUGUCCACGAUCUUGCUCAGUCGAUAAUGGGGCAAGAAUGUGUGAUUUUAGAGGAUGAGAACAUGGCUAAUUUGUCCAAAAGUACCCAUCAUAUUAGCUUUUACUUUGGUCCUUAUUUAUCAGUGGAUGAGAGUGCUUUGAAAAAAGUAGAGUCCUUACGCUCAAUGUUUGAGUUGAAUCGUGAUAGAUAUCUACAAACUAAUUACUUCCCAUUCCCAACAAACUCUUCUCUUCGGGUUUUACGCAUUUCCCCUUUCCAGGUAUUAUCACUAGGAAGCUUAAUUCAUUUGAGGUAUUUGGAACUUUAUGAUCGUAACUUCGAAAACAUCCCUGACUCAAUUUGUAACUUGCACAAACUGGAAAUCUUGAAAUUGAUGAAUCUCUCAGAAUUGAGAUGUCUACCAAAACGUUUGACUUGCUUACAAAAUCUUAGGCAUCUUGUCAUUGAAGAUUGUGAUUCACUUUCUCAAUUGUUUCCCUACAUUGGAAAAUUAUCUCGCCUAAGAACAUUAAGUGUAUACAUCAUUGGUUUAGAGAGAGGGCAAAAUUUGAUAGAACUACACAAUCUAAACCUUAGAGGAAAACUGAAUAUUAAAGGGUUAAAAUAUGUUGGUAGUUUAUCUCAUGCUCAAGAUGCCAAUUUGACAGCUAAAAAAGAAAUCCAUGAAGUAUGCAUGUCAUGGAGUGUCGAUGAUUAUAUUACUGACACCCCGACUGUUAGUUCCGAGCAAGUAUUAGAAGGGCUUCAGCCACACACAAAUCUCAAAAGCUUGAAGAUACAUUACUAUAAUGGCUUAUGUUUCCCAAGUUGGAUCCAAACUCUAACUAGUUUAGUUUCUCUUGAACUUAAGGGUUGCAACAACUGUGUGCAGCUUUCAGGACUUGGUAAACUACCAUCUCUUAAGAAACUCGAACUAUGUGAUAUGAAUAAUCUGAAAUUUGUGGAUGAUAAUGAUGACGACGAUGGCGAAUCUCACAACAGUAUGAACGUGAAGAUUUUCCCAUCUCUUGAGGAACUCAUAUUAUUUAAUUUACCAGGAUUAGUGAAGUUAUUGAAACUGGAAAGAGGGGAGAUGUUUCGUUGUCUUUCUUUUUUAAGAAUUUCCUUUUGCCGUCAACUUAGAUUGUCAUGUCUUCCAUAUGUUAAACGCCUCUCUGUAUUUGGAUGCAACAAUGAGUUACUGAGUUCAAUCUCAAGCUUCUAUGGUCUUACUACCCUUUACCUUGGUAUAGGUACAGGAAUAACAUCCUUUCCAGAGGGGAUGUUCAGAAACCUUACUUGUCUUCAAACUCUAGAAGUAGAUGCCUUUUUGAACUUGAAGGAGUUACCAAAUGAACCCUUUAACCUUGCUUUAAUACGUCUGCAUAUCACUUACUGCAAUGAGCUUGAGUCUUUACCAGAAAAUAUUUGGGAAGGUCUGCAAUCCCUUCGGUCCUUGACAAUUAGUAGUUGUAAAAAACUGAGAUGCUUUCCAGAGGGUAUUCGACACCUCACUUCUCUAAAGGUGCUGAAUAUUUUUUAUUGCCCAACAUUAGAGGAGCGAUGCAAGAAGGAAACGGGGAAGGACUGGAAUAAGAUAGCGCAUAUUCCAAAAAUAAUUAUUGUUUAGAGUGAAGAAGUAGAAAUGUUUACUGCAUCCAUAUUCAUCGCAUUUCCACCUCCACCUUUCACUAUUGUCCUGCUGCUGUUAUGUUGUGCAGUGUAUGUCUGAGACUUGAAUGUAAUAGAAGGCAGUUGAUUGAUCAAGUUAUGUCUACUGCUUUGUUUGAAAGCUAGAGUCUCAUGCAAUUUUUCGGCUGCAGUGGAAGUUCUUAUGAUUGCUUAAUUUUAGUCCUGAUUUGAUAAUGUUAUUGUGCUUUGGGAGUGAUUAUGCUUAAGCAUAGUAAAUGUAAUUAAUUAGAUUGAUACCACAUUAGUGCUGUUAGUUAAUCUCCAUGUAUAAAUUUGGUAUAUGUAUGAAGUUUG
Molecule: messenger RNA, 3566 nt
Organism: Vicia villosa (hairy vetch)
Lineage: Eukaryota; Viridiplantae; Streptophyta; Magnoliopsida; Fabales; Fabaceae
Product: putative disease resistance protein RGA1
Exons: 1
Coding region: 142-3210 (1022 amino acids)
Biological process (GO): defense response to other organism
Molecular function (GO): ADP binding
Source: RefSeq, a predicted model, not a curated record